AUGUCUCUCCGUGGAAGAGCUUCAGCCGCGCCCCGUUUUCUCCGGGAACACGUUUGCAGGGUAUCCUUCGCUAUUCCCAGCCCGUCUAGGAGAGGAUUUAGUGGCGGCGCUGCCUCAGGAGUGACCACAGGGGAUCCAUAUGAAUGUGCCGAGGCUUUUGAAAUGGUAAAUAAGAAACGAUUUAGAAUUCCUAUUGAUGUUUGUUUUUUCCUCGAGCGGAAAUGUACUCUCUCUGGCAGCCUAGCGCCGCACAGCUCCGUCAGUCUUAUUCUGCCUUCUGCCAAUAGUUACCAUGUGGUUCAGGAUCUUGACUUGCUUGCUGAUUCUAAGCAUAGUUUUCGCUGUGGAUCUUCCACAGGUUACCAUCCUCUCACCAGCAUCUUCUUCUCAUGUCUUGGAGUGCAGCCAGAAAUGCGCCAGGAAACUCAUAGAUGGAAGUUGCAGGAUCAAUUGGUUUUGCAAGUUCUUAGAAAACUUACAGUGAAUCGUCGCCAGAGAACCAAACCACGGUAUCUGCACUUGCUGCAUGAUGAAAUAAAUAAAGAUUAAGCAAACUGUC
This is a messenger RNA of Penaeus indicus, 559 nucleotides long. RefSeq lists its product as uncharacterized. NCBI's taxonomy places the organism in Eukaryota, Metazoa, Arthropoda, Malacostraca, Decapoda, Penaeidae. The transcript has 4 exons. The record is from RefSeq and is a predicted model, not a curated record. Bases 1 to 549 code for a protein of 182 amino acids.